Messenger RNA from Ostrinia furnacalis (Asian corn borer), 3226 nucleotides. RefSeq lists its product as uncharacterized. The transcript has 16 exons. Gene Ontology annotation, molecular function: protein binding; DNA binding. The record is from RefSeq and is a predicted model, not a curated record. Lineage: Eukaryota; Metazoa; Arthropoda; Insecta; Lepidoptera; Crambidae. The coding region runs from base 351 to 3002 and encodes 883 amino acids.
UCGUGCACGGAGCGGAUGUUGUUUAUGAUCGACAUUUUCUUUUGGAAAUUAGUUUUGUGGAUGUAAAUUUCGUAAAACUCACGCGAUUUCGUGUGUAUUUUGUUAAGAUUUCAUGUGGAUUUGUUAGAUCACCACUCUCAGUUGUGAUCCAGUUCUGAAAAAGUGGUUUCAAGUGCGAAGCGAACGCAAACAGCGUCAAAGUUUUUCUGAACCAAUAUAGCGGGAAAUCUACGUAGUGACGCGCACAAAGCUGAUAAUUCGUCGCGAGGGCUGCCGUAGUUUCAUAACCGCCUUGUUAUGUGGUCAUUUAGGCUUUGACAGUGGAUCUCAAUAUUUUCUGAUAUUUGACAAUGUCGGAAGAAAUGGCGUUGGGUGAUAACGUUUCGAGCGAUGAUGCUAAGGUGAACGGCGACGAAGCUGAGGCUGCGAGCGCCGUGGAGGCCGAGGCGCCACCGUCAGAGGCUCCGCCCGAGCCAGAGGAGCCCCCAGCAGAGGACAAACCAGCCGAGGAAUCGGCAAAAGAUGCAGUGGACGAGGCUGACUCUAAGCAAGAACUUGACGAAAAACCUGAUGUCAAAGAAGAACAAUCUGACGUUAACGGUGAAAAAGCUGACAUUAAAGAUGAAAAGCCUGACAUUAACGACGAAAUACCUGACGUUAACGGAGAAAAACCAGAUAUAAAAAAUGAACAACUUGACAUCAAGGAUGAAAAACCUAACGAUGACGCUCAGGAGUCAGAUCAAGCGCCGAAUGAUGCACCAGCCGAUCAGAACGAUGCUGCUGGAGACAGACAAGACAUGGACGUGGAUAAGGAAGCAGACCAGAAACGAGGAUUGAAGAGAAGAGCAUCGAUUGCAUUCAGCGAUGCCGGUGACGAUGAGUUUGUUGGCUUUGAGUUGCCGUACAGCAGUGACUUGAGCAGAUAUAACAGCGUUUUGGAACGCCUGGAGGCAGAAGUGUCUGCAGCCAGCAAAAGCUUCACGCCGGUGAGGCAUGUGAUGGCUACACCGCCUGCUCCAGUCCGAGCAUCAAAGCGAGCCAGACAAGACACUGAUGGAUCAAGACCUUCAUCUGCUUUAUCAUCAAGAUCAGACGGCGAUGGGACUGUCUCCACAGAAGUAGCAUCGUCUCCCCUAAACCGCGGUCGGCGCGCCACCAUUGAGAUGUCAUCGCCUCUGCUUCGGGUGCCUCUGGAGCGAGGAUGGAAGCGCGAGCUGGUGUACCGCGCCGCACUCGACGCGCACUCGCGCCGCAACGCAGACAUAUACUACUACACGCCGCAGGGCAAGAAGCUGCGCUCCACCCGCGAGGUGUCAGAGCAGUUAUCAGGAACUGGAUUGACAUUAGAAAACUUUUCGUUCUUCAAGGAACCAUUAGGGGUCGAUGACCCGGAGAAAGAAAUCAUACGGGACGCAAAAUUGAUGCGUCGCGGAGAAUCGCCCGUAUCAGCGCCGGCCGUGCCCGAAGGCAAACGCGCGCCUAAACCAAAACCGCCUAAAGGCGCCAGCCCCGAACCCACGCCCAAGUCGCCGCCUGCCAAACUGCGAGUAAAAUCAAUGGGCUCCCGUCUAAACAACAGCAAUCCACCCGCGUCACCCGCGCCCGCCCCCUCCCCCGCCACCAAAGCCAAGAAGCCGGCCGAUAACAACAACAGCGCGGCGUGGAAGAAACCCAGUGGCGAGAAGCGGCAGACUCGCAUGGUGAACGGGUCGUCGCCGCCGCCGGUGACGUCGCCGCGUCGGCGCGGCCGCCCCAAGCAGGACACGGACCAUUUCACCGCCUUCUACCACAAGGCGCAGGAGCACAACUACAACGUGGUCGUGCAGAUAUUCCAAUACUUAGGUAUGCGGGAUUUAGCGCACUGCGCAAGAGUUUGCAAGCUGUGGCGGCAGAUGGCGUCGACGCCAGCGCUAUGGAGGCACGUUAGGAUGAAAAAUUCACAUGUAAGCGACUGGGGCGGAUUAUGCACCGCACUCAAGCGCCACGGCACGAAGUGGCUGGACUUACGCAAGAUGCUGCUGCCACAAAACGACACCGUGUUCUGGGAACAGUUCGCGCAACACAUAUCCACUGUAGAUACGAUAGAAAGGAUAGAACUGUGCCGCUGCCCGGCGCGCGCGGUCGAAGCAGUUUGCGCGGGUCUCCCAGGCCUCGUAGCGUUAUCGGCGCUCGCCAUCCGCUCGCCGGCCUUGGACCCGGCGCCGCUGGCCCGCCUGCCGCGCCUGCGGGAGCUGCGCCUCAAGAGCAUGGCGGGGCUCGCGCUGGCUCGGGACCUGCGCCCGCUCGCCAGCUUGGAGCACCUGGCGCAUUUGUCACUCACUUCCAUCAAGGAGCUAGGCUGGUGCGCGUGUGACGUGAUCGGCCAACUGUCUCAGCUGGAGUCUCUAGAACUCGGCGAGUGCACCUUCCGCGCCGAGUUCGCCGGCGUCCUGGCCAAGCUGGCGCGGCUGCGUCGUCUGCGUCUCGAGCGCGGCACCGCCCAAUGCGCCGCGCCUGCCUUACUGCGUGCGCUCGCUGCCCUGCCGCUGCUCACGCGGCUCGAGCUCGUCAACAUCGACGUCAAGGUUGGGUUCGAUGACGCGUUGGCGGAGUGUAAAAACAUCCAAAGGUUACUCAUCAUACCGACCUAUGUGUCACAGUCGGCGACAACUAAUAAACAGGUGCUCAGCGGAGUGUUAAGGUUGAAAGACACACUCACGCACCUAAUGUGGGGGGUCACGAUCGAGCUACUACGCGUGACGGAGUUGUUCAUCGACCAGUGCGAGCAGGCGCCCGACUCCAAGCGACGUGACGUCGGCGAGUGCAUCCCGGUGCUGAAACCAGUGCCUGGCUGCAAGCUGCCCGAUGAGCACCAACACGUGGCCGGCCCGCCGCAGGUUGAAAUCCUGCCGCUACCGACGCUACAGCGGCUGCUAGCAGCCCAGCUACCGCACACGCGACUGAAGCUGCUGCGGAUCCCGUUCCACGCGACGUGGCGCCAGUCGCUGGCCGACUUCCAGUAGCCCUGCCCUCCCCCCACCCCGCGGGAGACGGGACUCGGCGGGGGAGACUACGUAUCUAUGACGGUACUGAAGGAAAUGUGCAACUUGUAUUCAUUGUAGCAGGGAUUCUUCUGUUUAAAUGGUUGAGAGCGUUAGUGUAUGUUAGAGCCUCAUGUCAUGGUAGGGAACAUAAAGACAUGCUAGAGGUAUCUAAAGAUAUGCUAGGGGCGCCUAAAGACAUGUUA